Cannabis sativa is the source of this 1111-nucleotide messenger RNA. RefSeq lists its product as uncharacterized. Bases 349 to 870 code for a protein of 173 amino acids. Lineage: Eukaryota; Viridiplantae; Streptophyta; Magnoliopsida; Rosales; Cannabaceae. The record is from RefSeq and is a predicted model, not a curated record. The transcript has a single exon.
CUGUGUUUAGGGAUCAUCUAGCUUAGGAACUCAAAAACCCUUAUUUAGCUACGAUGAUGUCUCUAGUAAUUUUUCUCUUUUUAUUUAAAGAGAACACUUAUAUUAAUUAGAAAUGUGAAGUGGGUGCUCUGUAUUAAUUAAUGAUAUUGGUAGCUUUUAUUGAACUUGUUCUAAUAUUCAAGUGGGUUAAUAGUUGACUAAAUAGAAUUAAACAAGUUAAACAUUAAUUAAAAUAUAAAAUAGAGUUCUAAAGAUACCAAAUGUUACAAAGAAGUUUCCAUCUUUAAUUAAUAUCAAAUAUACUAUUUGUUAUAUAUUGGUCAACACUUUCAUUUCAUUACCAAGUAAAUGGCCUUGCUCAUCAAGCAUUUUCUCCAAAAGACUAAAACAAAACCUUUAUAUAUAAAGGCACAACUCAUAACAUCUUCAAAAUCAUAUAUUCUCUCAAUCAAAGCUCACAAAACAAUUUGGCCAAACAUGAAGAGAGAAGGUCGCCAACAUGGGAUGGUCAGGACUUGUCAGAUUCUGUCAUCCCCUUUGAAUGCAAGACCCGAAACCAAAUUCGUGAACCGGUUCGAUACACCAACCACAGCCGGGUUGUUCACCCGUGUGUCAUCCAAGCCCACCAACCACUCCAAAUUCACUGGCAAGUGCGGGCAAUCUCGGUGUAACGGGUGCCAUUUGCACCCGGCACACAAGGCCAAAGACAAAACUAAAGGCACUCAGAAACUUAAAUUAAAGGGUGUUGUUUCUAAUAAUAAAGACUCAUUUUCUAGAUUUUCUGCCACAAGUAUUUUAGAUCACAUUUACAACAUGGAUGAUAAUGAAGAAGAAGGUGUUGAUCAAGAAGAAGGUGUUGAUCAUGCAUGAUAGUUCUUAAUACAAUUGCAAUUAUUGCCUAAAAGAGUUGAGAUGGAUAAAAUUGUGCAUGUUCAUUUAUUUUAUUGUAUUUUUUUUAAUAAAUAAAGGGUAAAUACCAUUUUGGACCCUGUGUUUUACAAAAGUUACCAAUUGGACCCUGUGUUUUGUUAAAUGACAAAAUGGACCCUGUAUUUUCUAAAAUAGUACAAAUAGGACCCUGAAUUGAUUUUUUGUCAAAAUAAAGUUUAAU